AUGGCAACGACGGAUGUACAUGCUGAUGUCCAGGACUAUUAUGGAAAACAGCUACAGCAUAGUAACGAUUUGAAAACCGACGCUUGCUGUUCUAAAGCAUCAGUACCCCUUUUCAUUCGAAACAUUCUCAGUCAAAUUCAUCCGAAUGUUGUAGCACGAUAUUAUGGAUGUGGGCUUGUCUUUCCACCGAAACUGAACGGAUGUCGAGUGUUGGAUCUCGGUUGUGGAUCAGGUCGUGAUGUUUUCAUUUUGUCGAGCCUAGUAGGGGCUCAAGGAUCGGUGGUUGGUGUCGACAUGACGAAAGAACAGCUUGAUGUUGCCGAAGAGUACAUCAUUUAUCAUACAAAACAAUUCGGCUUUGACUCGCCAAAUGUCGAUUUUCGCCUGGGUCGAAUCGAGCAUCUCAUAGACGAAGUGGCAUUGGAAAUCAAUUCGUUCGAUGUUGUUGUCUCGAAUUGUGUCGUCAACUUAAGUCCUGACAAAAAGCAAGUGUUGCAACAAAUAUACCAGAUAUUGAAACCUGGAGGCGAAUUCUACUUCAGCGAUGUUUAUGCCGAUCGACCAAUCGCCGAGGAACUGCGACGAAAUAAAAUUCUUUGGGGUGAGUGUCUGAGCGGAGCUCUUUGCGAAAAUGACCUUAUUACGGGUGCACUCGACAUCGGUUUUACACGGCCUAUCCUGAUAACAAAACAACCGAUCGGUGUUGAGAACAAAGAACUACAAGAGCUACUCGGAGAUAUUCAAUUUGCAUCAUGCACAUAUCGCAUGUUCAAAAAUAGCUCCACCAACAGUGGUAGUAGUUCCACAUUGCCAUCUAGUGUUGGUGAUGCUCUAGUGACAUAUGAAGUGCCAAUGACUCACUAUGAAGAUGAAUUUCAAUUUGAUCAGACGACGAUAUUUAAGCUUCAUGGCAAACCCGAACGUCUAAGUGCUGAACUUGCCCACAUGAUGAUUAUUUCACGAUAUGCUGACAAUUUCAAAUUCUCUUCAGUUGACGACGGAAAGCACAUACUUGAUUCAGGUGAUCAAGCACUAACGUCUCAAACAUCUACCUAUUCAGCGUCACCUAGCUGUUGUCGCAAUAAAGCUUGUCAAUAG
Messenger RNA from Adineta ricciae, 1098 nucleotides. The record is from the annotation of a GenBank genome assembly. Lineage: Eukaryota; Metazoa; Rotifera; Eurotatoria; Adinetida; Adinetidae.